GAGCCACGCAGGACCGGAGGGCACUAAGGCAUCUCACUGCUCAGCACUCUGUACUAGGCUCCCUCGUGGCUACAGGCACCUGACCUCUGCUGCCUUCUGUGGAUCUUCCACGGGGAGCCCCGUUUUUCCCUGCUCGCCUUGGGGCCCCGGAAGUGAAGGGGCCUAGGAGCUGCCUGCCGGCCACAGUCCCCAGCUUGAUUAGUUCAGGGAAGGACUUGCUCACCUGCUCCUCCCCGCUGACUCAAGUCACAACAAGUAACCUGGUUCCCCUGGCCCGGCGGCGGCCUGGGAGGGACUACAGGCGGGACCCGAAGAGAGGGAGGGCCAGGGGGGUGGCCAGCAGCAUGUACAGUGUGGAACUUGGUCGCCGUGAGAGUACAAGCUUAUGGCCUGGGAGACCCCGAGGCGGCAUGCGGGGCGCCUUCUCCCACUGACCUGGGAGCAGGAGUCCUCCUCCCUGAAGUGGAUUCAAGCUCUGGAGCAGCUGGAGGAACUUGGGGCUACCUCCACACCCUGGCCUGGGUUGGGACCAGCGCAGCCCCUCCUCCCGCCGUGGCCCCUCCUCCCAGAAGUCCAGCAUGGAGAGUAAGGAUGAAGUCAGCGACACCGACAGUGGCAUCAUCUUGCAGUCUGGCCCUGACAGCCCAGUCUCCCCAAUGAAGGAGCUGACCCAUGCUGUGCGCAAGCAGCAGAGGGCCCUGGAAGCCCGGCUGGAGGCCUGCCUGGAGGAGCUGCGCAGGCUCUGCCUGAGGGAAGCGGAGCUGACGGGCACUUUGCCAGCCGAAUAUCCCCUCAAACCAGGGGAGAAGGCUCCCAAGGUCCGCCGCAGGAUUGGAGCUGCUUACAAGCUGGAUGAGUGGGCCCUGCACAGAGAGGACCCCCUGAGCAGUCUGGAGAGUCAGCUGGCCCUGCAGCUGCAGAUCACCGAGGCCGCCCGGAGACUGUGCACCGAGGAGAACCUCAGCAGGCAGGCGCGCCGGCAGCGGAAGCACUCCGCGCUGCAGGAGGAGAAGAAGCUGCGAGACCUGCAGCGCUGCCUGGGCGAGCGGAGGCGCCACAGCGAGCCGCUUCCCGCCCCCGCCCCCUCGCUGGGCCGAGAGCUCAGUGCUUCGGACGACAGCUCGCUGUCUGAUGGAUUGCUCCUGGAGGAAGCAGAGGAUUCCCAAGUGCCAAAACCUCCCCCAGAGUCCCCGGCCCCACCUUCCCGGCCUCUUCCACCCCAGACUCUUGAAGGGUUGCAGCCAGCAGCGCCAGAGCCUGGAGGCCUGGAGCGGGCCCCGAUCCAGAACAGUCCAUGGAAGGAGACCAGCCUUGACCACCCCUACGAGAAGCCCAGGAAGUCUUCUGAGCCCAGCAGCGAGUCCAGCAGCCCGGCCACCACUCCACAAGAUGGACCUAGCACCUCUAGCCUGUGGCUGCUGGAGCCUGCAUCCUAUCACGUGGUCCCCAUCCACAGUGUUCCUGGCCAGCGGCAGGGCCGCACCAGUGCCCCAGCCACCCCCGAGAUGCAGGGCAGGAGGGGCCAGUCACAGUCUCUGAGGGUGGACUCCUUCCUGGCUGGUGCCGAAGGCCGGGGUCGCAGCGCCUUUCCGCGGCGCCGCCCCACCCACUACACCGUGACUGUGCCAGAUUCCUGCUUUGCCCCCAGCAAGCCCCCGCUGCCCCACCCCGCCUGCCACUCGGGCUCCGAGGACAGCGGCUCGGAUGUCUCCAGCAUCUCCCACCCCACGUCCCCGGGCAGCAGCAGCCCGGACAUCUCCUUUCUGCGGCCCCUCGGUCCCCCGGAGCCACCUCGGCACCGAGGGGGGCCCUGGGGCCCGGGCUGUGGCCGAGAGCUGACCAGCCACUACCCCAAGCUGUUGCUGCCCCCCGGGUACUACUUCCCCACGGGCCGCUACGUGAUGGUGACCGAGAGCCACCUGCCGCCGGGCGCCGGCGAGUGGGAGCUGUGCCGCCCGGCGCGCGAGCAGGAGGAGGGCGCGCCCGUGCGCUACCAGCGGCUCGUGCCCGCGCACAGCCGCAUCGUGCGGACGCCCUCGCUCAAGGACAGUCCCGCCGGCCGGGGGCUCAGCAAGGCAGCCGUUUCCGAGGAGCUCAAGUGGUGGCACGAGCGGGCUCGCCUCCGGAGCAGCCGUCCCCACUCCCUGGACCGCCAAGGGGCUUUCCGUGUCAGGAGCCUGCCCGCGGGCAGGGAGAGCUUCGGGCGAGCCUCGGGACCCCGGACGCAGGUGCCCACUGUGUGUGUGCUCCGGAGGUCACCUGAAGGGGCUCCUGUGCAAGUCUUUGUGCCUGAGAAUGGAGAGAUCAUCAGCCAGGUGUGACUCGUGCUCUGAAAGCCUUGGCCCUCGCUGGAAAGACUGUUUCAUAGUGGAGCUGGGGCCGAGACCCCCCCCCAGCCUUGAGUGCCUCCUUUGGCUCCCUGACCCCCAUCGCAGGCCGAUGACUGGAGCUAAAGCUUCUUUCUGUUUGUUUUUUUUACACAAAUUUUUAUCAUAAGCCUGGACAUAAGGAUCUGUACCCAUGGUUUGUUCUCAAGACCUCUAUAAUACGAUUACACUUUAUCACCAGCGUCUAGCCUCUUGGACUUAAAACCCUGCUGGGUUGAUGGACAGCAUUUAUCUCCUUAUGUGAGACAAGUGGCAGAGAGAACCACCUUGGGAUUCCCUAAACGCUCCAUGCCUUGUUUCCGAGAAAGAACAGUUCCUGGCUCUUCUUAUUGCUGGAGGCUGGAUGUGGUGUACUCAUGCAUUGGAGUCUCCCCACCUAGGUACCAUAGGCUGGGAGAGACUCUCCUUCCCCCUUUAUAUGUGCUCCGUGAUGCACACCCAGUGGUGGUUAAAGGUUGGCACAGCAUGGUGGCGGUUUUGUCUUCUGGACCUGCUAUUUUCCUGACUCCAUAACUCAUCUUUAGUGGCCCCAAUCGCUGUUAUGUCUCCAUACCGCUUGAGCUCACAGACAUCUGAACAUGGAGUCUGAGAUUAUGAAAGAUUGUCACAAUUGGAGACUGGUUUUUAUUGGUGGUUGGUGGGGAGCAGCUCGCCCUUUGACAACUACUACUGGGCAUCGGGAGGGCUGGUCACACUACUCCUCUCUCAACAUCUUUUCAUCAUAGUUCUAGAAACCACCUUGCAAAUGUGUUUGGAGAAGAACCAUUUUUUAUGGCACAUUUGAAAUGUGGGAGGCAGUUAUGGCUCCCUCCGUUCUCUGCCCCGCUGGCCCCUGCUCUGAGAAUGUCCUUGUUCAUUCGCACCUGGGGUGGCUCACUGCUGAAUCCCAGAUGGCAUGCGGGAGUGUCUUAGAAGGCAGGCACAAACUGUGUAAGACAAGGAGCUGCCUGUGCUUAGGCCUCCAGAAUCCCUGGAUCCUGGUCCUACGGCCCCCUGGGCUGCCAGGCUCGAUGUCCAGAUGGAAGUCUUGUCUAAGAGCAGCUAGGAGGGGAAGGAAGAGCUGCAUUCCCGUUUUUCCUGGGUAAACUGUUCCCUGGAGUGGAAGAACAUUGAUUCCUGAACCAGAGGGUGCAUUUCUCCCUUUGGGAAGAAAGUGGUGUGCGUGACCCAUUGCACGUGUUGCUGGUUGGGGGGAGGUCGGAGGAACUGGAGAACAGGGAGGAGUCAGUGGCAUUUCUCACUGCUUUUACCACAGCCUACUAUAGUUUUCACCUUGAAGUCUGCUCUUUUUCAUUAUGAAUGCCCUAGUCUGGCUUCUGAGCCCUUUCCCCAGUGUACAGCUGACCCCUCCUCCACGUCUGCUGUGGGUCCCCAAGUGCCUCUUGGAGCCGGGAGGUUUCUGAGCACUAGCCCUCCCCACACCUGAGCGUCCCUUACAUUAACUUAUUGGUCCUGUGUAACACCUCGUGCCGUUGAUGCCCUCAGCUGCAGGGCUGGAACUGCGGGUCUUUGUGCCAAAUACUUUAAUAAAGUCUGUGAUUGGCUCA
Molecule: messenger RNA, 3934 nt
Organism: Jaculus jaculus (lesser Egyptian jerboa)
Lineage: Eukaryota; Metazoa; Chordata; Mammalia; Rodentia; Dipodidae
Gene: Inava
Product: innate immunity activator
Exons: 10
Coding region: 579-2321 (580 amino acids)
Biological process (GO): adherens junction maintenance; positive regulation of protein ubiquitination
Source: RefSeq, a predicted model, not a curated record